Messenger RNA from Oxyura jamaicensis (ruddy duck), 2051 nucleotides. It is a transcript of the gene SRSF3, whose product is annotated as serine and arginine rich splicing factor 3. Lineage: Eukaryota; Metazoa; Chordata; Aves; Anseriformes; Anatidae. Gene Ontology annotation, cellular component: nuclear speck. Gene Ontology annotation, biological process: mRNA splicing, via spliceosome. The coding region runs from base 129 to 623 and encodes 164 amino acids. Gene Ontology annotation, molecular function: RNA binding. The record is from RefSeq and is a predicted model, not a curated record. The transcript is spliced from 6 exons.
CGGGCGGGGCAGCCGCCAGCCGCCAUUUUGUCCAGUGAGGAAAAGCGGAGCGGGAGUUUCGUUGAGGGUCGAGUCGGCUAAGAAUUUAGCGCGGGCUCCCUUCGCGCGCCCUCCCUCUUAGCAUCGCAAUGCAUCGUGACUCUUGUCCACUGGACUGCAAGGUUUAUGUGGGUAACCUUGGAAACAAUGGCAACAAAACUGAGCUAGAGCGAGCUUUUGGCUACUAUGGACCACUGCGCAGUGUAUGGGUGGCAAGAAAUCCUCCUGGCUUUGCCUUUGUAGAAUUUGAAGAUCCACGAGAUGCAGCUGAUGCAGUAAGAGAACUAGAUGGAAGAACCCUCUGUGGGUGUCGUGUCAGAGUUGAGCUCUCCAAUGGUGAAAAACGGAGUCGGAACCGUGGUCCACCUCCAUCCUGGGGCAGACGUCCUCGAGAUGACUAUCGCAGAAGAAGUCCUCCUCCUCGUCGCAGAUCACCACGAAGGAGAAGCUUUUCUCGUAGCCGCAGCAGGUCCCUCUCCAGAGACAGAAGAAGAGAGAGGUCACUCUCACGGGAGAGGAAUCAUAAGCCUUCUCGUUCCUUUUCCAGGUCUCGCAGUCGCUCUAGGUCAAAUGAGAGGAAAUAGGACUUAAAGGAGGAGCUGUGUACAGGAAGUCAUUAGAUCUGAGGACAGGAGUAUGUACAGAACAUUGUUUUGAAACUUCAUAAAGCUUGGUGCAUUUUUAAAAUGUUUUAGCUGUUGAACUUACUUUGUUCAUUGUAUCUUGUAACAGGUGGCAAAUGUAAAGAUGUGAAUCUGUAUAUGGUUCUAAGCAGAUCAUAUGAUUUGUAUUAUUAAUCACUUUUUACAAUGUACCCUUAUACAUAAGUUUUUGUUUGUGUUGAAUGGUAAUCAGUCCUGCAUAGAUAGAAUGUUUCUGGUCUUGACAUUCUGCAGUGUAUUUUGCUGGGGUUCAGCUUGUGGAAGCAAGCAAUUAAGACGUUUGCAGAAUGAUGGCUGUGAUGGCUGUUUGUGUAGAACAAGGUGUAGAUGCUUCAUAGUACAGUACAGUUCUCAGAAGUAAUAACGUUGAGCCAGUGGCAUGUAAAGCUGCAGUUUUAUCCAGAGCUUUAGUUCCAACUUCCAUUAUCUGGAACUGAGCUACUUUAUAAUAUGAAAAACUUCUAGCUGUAAGGUCAGAUAAUUUUGUACUUCAUAUGACUAGAGUACUUCUAAAAUAGAUGAUAGCUUGACUGUCUGUUCCAGAAUCUCUGAAUAGACCAAAUGUACCACAGAACUGACACCUGGAGUGGAUGUGUUGAAUGUGUAAUGGUACAUUGUAAAAGUUAUGAAUUAAACAUUUCUUUUCUGUACAAGAAUUUUCAUGUCACUUGUAAAAUGUCUUUUUGUGAGAUCCUUGGGAUUAAAGUUUUGGUUACAACUCGUUGUUCAGUAUUUAACUCAAGUACCUGCUAUACCUUUGCACUACAGAACAUGCACUUGGCUCUUAAGAGUUGGAUCCCGGUUCCAGUUAAAAGCACUGCAGUAUGGAGAAACCCUUUAUUCACCACAUCUCCUUGUAACACACCUAUAACAGUAAGCUGUUAAAAAUGCUGUUCAGGUUGUAAGGUGCAGGUCACUGUCUCCAUUUAAUUUGAAACUGACUUUGUUCCAUACCAUCUCACGUUUUGGGUGGGCAGGGCCUAUUUUCCUAUCCCUGGCAUAUAAUUCCAGCCUAGGUGAGCUUAGAAAAUUGCAGCUUGACUUCUUGCCUAAUGGUGAGUUCUGUAAUGCUUACUCAGAAAACUAACUGGAGCUUGAAAAGUUCAUAAAGUUUUUUUCUUGCAUCCUAUAUAUGGAUUGGUACGAACUUGAGAUGCGAAUAUCAGUUUUGAAACUGUUGGUCUAUUAACAAGCUUUGCAUGAAGAGUCUACUCAGUGUAAAAACCAUAGCAUGGCUCAAAUGUAAUGAGAGCUCCCAAACUGCCUAAUGGCUCCUUUUUUUUCUGUAUCCAAGAGAUGAGCUACGUCAGUUCUGAUCAUGUGCAUUUAGAUUAAAUCCAUCCUACCCAA